AGCCUUUUCGUAGGAAUAGUCAUUUUUAUACUAAAUGAAGAAACUGGAAGAAUCUGGUAACCUUAAUUAAUCGAAAUAAAAAUUAUGAAUUUUUUAUUAAGAAGUAUAAAAAAUGUUUCCUACGAUAUAAAUUUCCAAUUAAAGAAAUUUAGUAUAUUUCCCAGUCGAAGAUUAAAAGAGAUUCAGGAAGUUCAAAAUGGGAAAGAAGUAGUUAUAUCUGCUCGUUAUAUACCAUCAGGCAGAGAACAGUAUCUACUGAAAAAUCAACAUCCAAGUGCAUGUGCCGUUUGUGCUUCAGGCUUGGACAUCAAGCACACUGAUGUAUUAAUUUUAAGUCAAUUUGUUCGAUCAGAUGGUUGUAUGUUGCCCAAACGGAUAACAGGACUAUGCUCACGAUCACAAAAACGUAUUGCCACUCUUGUAGCUAUGGCUCAAAAAUCCGGUUUAAUGCCAAAUUUGACUCCUUCCAAUUGCAACAAGGAUCCUAAGAAGAGAUACAAAUGGAAAAGUUGUAAUAAAUAUUUUGAUGAAAGUACUAUUAAAAUCAAGUAAACUUAUUGUACUUUAGUUGAAUAAAAACCAGUGCUGUUCAUAUAAAA
Messenger RNA from Diorhabda carinulata, 599 nucleotides. It is a transcript of the gene mRpS18A, whose product is annotated as 39S ribosomal protein S18a, mitochondrial. NCBI's taxonomy places the organism in Eukaryota, Metazoa, Arthropoda, Insecta, Coleoptera, Chrysomelidae. The record is from RefSeq and is a predicted model, not a curated record. Gene Ontology annotation, cellular component: mitochondrial small ribosomal subunit; ribosome. The coding region runs from base 85 to 552 and encodes 155 amino acids. The transcript has 3 exons. Gene Ontology annotation, molecular function: small ribosomal subunit rRNA binding; structural constituent of ribosome. Gene Ontology annotation, biological process: mitochondrial translation.